Molecule: messenger RNA, 1446 nt
Organism: Funneliformis geosporum
Lineage: Eukaryota; Fungi; Glomeromycota; Glomeromycetes; Glomerales; Glomeraceae
Source: the annotation of a GenBank genome assembly
AUGACUAAUAUUGAAAGUGAUGAGUUCAGUAUAAUUACUGAAGGAAAAGCUAGUAUAUUAUUUCCAAAAGAUAAUGCGGUAUUUUAUAACAAUGUACAACAAUUUAAUAGGGAUAUGUCAGUUGCUGCAAUAAGAACUUGGAGUGAAAUUUAUUUAGAAGAAAAAGAAAAAAAAGCACGUAAAAAACAUGAAACUGGCACAUCAAUAGCAAAGUCAAAGUUUACCAUUUUAGAGGCCUUGGCAGCAAGUGGCUUAAGAUCGAUUCGCUAUGCUAAGGAAAUACCCAACAUCGAUUAUAUAGUAGUCAAUGAUUUGGAUGUAGAUGCUGUUAAUUCAAUUAAUAGAAAUGUGGAAUAUAAUGAAUUGAGUAAAGAAUUGGUCAGAGCAAACCAAGGUGAUGCAUGUUCCUUUAUGUAUCAGCAUCGAGAAUAUCAUAAUCGAUUUGAUGUCGUCGAUAUUGAUCCAUAUGGAACAGCCGCACCAUUUCUAGACGCGGCAGUACAGUCUGUACAAAAUGGAGGCCUGCUUUGCAUUACUUGCACCGAUUUGGCGGUUCUAACCGGCUCAACUUAUCCCGAAAAAUGUUAUGCAAAUUAUGGAUCGAUACCUGUUAGGGGAGAAUUUUGCCAUGAAAUGGCUUUGAGAAUUCUUCUUAAUGCAUUAUCGACUUGUGCAGCGAGAUAUCAAAGACAAAUCAUGCCUUUGGUGUCAUGUAGUAUAGAUUUUUAUAUUAGGGUAUUUGUUCGUAUUGUAGUCUCAGCUGCUGAAGUAAAGAAAAAUUGCUGUAAAGCGUCAUAUGUAUACUUAUGUUCAGGCUGCAAAUCAUUUUAUUUACAGCCAUUAGCUAAGAUGACAGAAAAAAAUUUUGUACCGAUGGUUGGACCUAUUGUCAAUAGCAAAUGUAAACAAUGUGAAAAUAAAUUUCAUGUUGGGGGUCCUUUAUGGAACUCUUCCAUGCAUGAUAAGGAAUUUGUUCAAAGAAUGCUUACGCAUGUAAAAAAUUCAAAUAAGGACGUGUAUGGCACCCAUGCACGUAUGUUAGGAAUGUUAACAGUUAUUUCAGAGGAAAUAGAUGUUCCACUCUUUCAUAGUAUUUCAUUGCUUUCAAGAUAUAAAGUAUCAGCAUCGCAUGUAAUGGCAGGUUCAGUAAAAACUGAUGCUCCAAUGGAUGUAAUUUGGGACGUAAUGAGAUCAUGGGUAAAACUUCAUCCUGUUACAAUGAGGAAUAUUGCAGAGAAUUCACCCGCAAGAAAGUUAUUAGCAGUUGAACCAAGUUUUAUUGCAGAUUUUAAAAUACAUAAAGAUGCCGAAUCUCCUUCAAGAAAAGUUAAGUUGGUAAGAUAUCAACAAAAUCCUGAAAAGAAUUGGGGCCCUAAACCUAGAGCUUCUGGAAAACGCAAACUAGAAGUUGAUAACUCAGAACAUCAAUCUGCCAAAAAACCUUGA